AUGAUGAAUAAAAUUAGAAAUAAUGGUAUUUUGCAUAAUUUAUUAGCUAAUUAUUCCAUUUUUCUAUUCAAUUAUCCAGGAACUAUUCUAAUUGUAAUCUCAAUUCUAACAACAAUUUUACCUAUAACUGUAUUAUUCUUUAAUCCAUUACAAAUUAAUCAAAAUCCUGAAACUGGUUUCGAUACCCGUGAUACGGAAUAUUCUGGGCAAAGAUUAACAUGGGAAAAAAUUGGAUUAAAUAUACAAAUGGGUAAUCGAAUUGUCCUAUCAAAUGCGACAACAAUAAGAAAGAAUCGUUUGAAGCGCUCUUGGGCUGAUGAAUUAUUAAAUACAUUUGGUCAGGUAGCAUGCUAUGAGACAGCUAUUCCAGGAAUGGAUCAUUUAACACAAUUCGUUGUGGAGGUAAACUCUUAUGAUGACCUAUUUGAUCUUGAUUACCUGAAAAUGCUCUGUUCAUUGCAUACCUCACUCAACAAUCAAUUACAAUUAUUUGCUAAUAUAACACCGUACAGAAAUAUCUGGAGUCUACCAAACUAUUUAUCAUGCUUCUCACCUAAUUUUCUAACAAACUGCUCAUUUCUUACUGAAAAUGAUAUACAAUUCGGUCGUGAUAUCAUUGAUUACUGUCAAUCAUAUCGUCGUGAAAUUAUCAAUUGUCGUCGAAAUUGCUAUUUGGAUUGUUCGCCAUGUUUUAAUGUUCCAACAAAUUGCUCCACACAAAUGAUUUUUGAUUUAUUUUAUCGAAUUUUACCAAAAAAUUUAAACACAAAACCAAUUUUUAUCAAUGGUUUUUUGCCAAUUUUUACAUCAGGUGGUUAUCGAUCACAAGGUUUUCAUCAAGGAACCAUACAAUAUUAUUUAAAUUUACAAGAAGCAUUUCAAAAUUUCUCCCUGAAACAUGACAAAUUUAUUUUAAAAGGUUUAUCAAUGGAUAUCAAGCGUGACCUUUUAUACGACGGUGCUAAACGUGACUCUCUGCUUGCUUGCGGCGCUGCAUUUUCCGUAUUUCUAAUUGUUUUCCUAUAUUCAUUAAAUAUUUUCUAUUGCAUAAUGGUUGCUUUUGUGCUAUUUGCAUCUGUUCUAAGUGCUUUAGCAAUUUAUUCGCUAUUUACAGUGAAUUUUCCACUUCUAAAUUUAGUGAUAUUUGUGCUUUUAUUAGCAAUUGGAUCAGAUGAUGCAUUCAUUUUAUUAAAUUCAUUUCCAAUGGAUGUAACAUCACAAACCAUUCAUCAAUGUUUAUCACAUACAGCUAAUGCUAUGUUAUUAACUUCUUCAUCAACAGCUGUACCAUUUUUUACAAAUAUUCUUAGCAGUGUUGUUGUCUUCCGAUGUUUUGGUUUAUUUGCUGGUAUAACAUUAGUAUUCAACUAUUUGCUAGAAAUAUCACUUCUACCAGCAAUGCUUAUAUUCCAGGAACGUUACAUCCAACGUUGCUUCACGUGUCGUAUAUUUUCUAAGUUUAAUUACUUAAUGCGUGAUUUACUACCAUCUGUUAUCAUUUCGGGUCGUUAUAUUUGGAUCUCAUCUUUAGCUGCUAUUGUUAUCACAAUGACCUAUUUAACCUUUACUAAUCUUCAAUUUCCACCUUAUAAUCCAUUACAACUAUUUACUGAUUCAAAUAAACACGAAUGGUACGAUAAUAAUGCUGAAAAAAAUUUUGAAUUUAUUACUAAUAAACUUCAAAUUCCUAUUGCUAUUCGAUUAAUUUGGGGUUUAACACCACGUAUUUCACAAAAUAUUUUUCAACCUGAUAAAUUAACACCUGUACAGCAUGAUUAUAAAUUUUCAUUACAAAAUACAACUGAUAUACAGGAAUUAGCAUUCAAAUUACGAAGUUAUAGAGAAUUAAACUUUAUCAAUCAUCAAAAUCAAUAUUGGCCAGAAAGAUAUUUAAUUUGGAGUCGUAAUUUCACUUGUGAACCAUCUCAAAUAUGUUGUAAUUUUGCUGAUUCAAAUUUUCACGAAAAUUUAACAGAUUAUUGCAUUCGAUUAUCAACAGCUUAUCUUUACACACAAUACAAUGAUACACCAAUAUAUGAUAAUGAUACUUUUAAUUUAAUUGGUUACACUGCAAUGCUACCAACUAAACUUAAAUAUUCACAUCGUUUCAAGAAUUUGUCACAUACUUUUGACUUAUUAAAACAUUCAUUUAGUAAUAUGAGUUAUGGUGGUUGGUAUACCACAGAAUGGUCAUUAAUUUGCAUAUGGUUUGAUUUGCUAAAUUCAAUAAUUACGGAUUGUCGUCAAUCUUUGUUGUUGUCAUUUACGGUUGUCGCAAUUUUUGCAUUUUUACAUUUGCGACUUAAAUCGCUAAUUGCAUUAAUUACAAUUUGUUGUAUUGUCAUUGUAACGGUUGGUUGUGUGACAACAUUAGGUUGGGUAAUUGGUGUCCUCGAGGCAAUUAUUCUGGUACUUGUGGUUGGCUUAUCAUUUGAUUUCACCUUGCAUUAUGGUGCUUCCGUACCGGAAACCGGUUGCGGUAAGCAUCGUAUUUGGUUUGCAGCUCGUAAAUCAGUAAUACCGGUCAGUUUAUCUGCUCUAUCAUCAUUUGCUGCUGGUAGUUCAAUGCUAAUUGCCGAAACACAUGCAUUUCAUCAAGUUGGCGUAUUUUUGAUAACUUUAGCUAGUGUUAGUUGGCUUUUUGCAACAUUCUUCUUCCUUCCGCUUCUAUCUAUCACGUUGCAAUCAAACGUGAACUGUACGUUAUGUCAAGAAAAUUCGACGUUGCAAAAUAAUUUACCAAUGAAAGAAAAAUCAACUUUUAUGUAG
Messenger RNA from Brugia pahangi, 2769 nucleotides. Lineage: Eukaryota; Metazoa; Nematoda; Chromadorea; Rhabditida; Onchocercidae. The record is from the annotation of a GenBank genome assembly.